CACACUCGGCAGCCAUGCAUCCUCUGCUGAUCCUCGCCUUCGUGGGAGCCGCUGUGGCUUUCCCCGCUGACGACGAUGACAAGAUCGUCGGGGGCUACACCUGCGCCCAGAACUCCAUCCCCUACCAGGUGUCCCUGAACGCCGGCUACCACUUCUGCGGGGGCUCCCUCAUCAGCGACCAGUGGGUGGUGUCCGCUGCUCACUGCUACAAGUCCCGCAUCCAGGUCCGCCUGGGAGAGCACAACAUCGACGUCCUGGAGGGCGGCGAGCAGUUCAUCGACUCCGCCAAGGUCAUCCGCCACCCCAGGUACAACGGCUGGGACCUGGACAACGACAUCAUGCUCAUCCGCCUGGCCCAGCCCGCCGUCCUCAGCGCCCGCGUGGCCUCCGUGUCCCUGCCCACCAGCUGCGCCCCCGCUGGCACCCAGUGCCUCAUCUCUGGCUGGGGCAACACCCUGAGCUCUGGCGUCAACUACCCCGAGCUGCUGCAGUGCCUGGACGCCCCUCUGCUGAGCCAGGCCCAGUGCGAGGCCUCCUAUCCCGGCCAGAUCACCGCCAACAUGGUGUGCGCUGGCUUCCUGGAGGGCGGCAAGGACUCCUGCCAGGGUGACUCCGGUGGCCCCGUGGUCUGCAACGGAGAACUACAGGGCAUCGUCUCCUGGGGCUACGGCUGCGCCCAGAAGGGCAAGCCCGGCGUCUACACCAAGGUCUGCAACUACGUGGACUGGAUCGAGCAGACCAUGGCUGCCUACUAGACACCCCCUCCCCACCCCCCGAAAUAAACUGACCCU
This is a messenger RNA of Talpa occidentalis (Iberian mole), 791 nucleotides long. RefSeq names its product serine protease 2 (gene PRSS2). The record is from RefSeq and is a predicted model, not a curated record. Gene Ontology annotation, biological process: proteolysis. Gene Ontology annotation, molecular function: serine-type endopeptidase activity. The coding region runs from base 15 to 755 and encodes 246 amino acids. NCBI's taxonomy places the organism in Eukaryota, Metazoa, Chordata, Mammalia, Eulipotyphla, Talpidae. The transcript has 5 exons.